AUAAACUCCUCCCACUCCGGUUUGCGUCCCUUCCUUCCGGCUCCUUAUCCGGCUGACUCAUAAGGAGUUGACCAAAUGCCAAUCAGUGGGAUGUGAAUCACCUGGUCCACCUGCAUAAAAAUGAAGUCAAGCUUAUAGUUUUCAAUGUGCGUGUGUAUUUUUUUUAUCAUUAGUAUUAUUUUGUCUUUUGUUUAAAACGAUGCCUCCCAAAAAACAAGCAGCAGAUCCUCAGCCGAGUUCAAAACCUGCUUCUGCUGGAGAGCCCGACAAGAAGAAAACAUCUGCACGCGCCGCGGCGGUGCGGAAACCCGCGUCUCAUCCGUCCACGGCCGCCAUGGUGAGAGAGGCGCUGGAGGCCCUGGACUCACGCAAAGGGGUUUCCUCCCAGGCCCUGCAGCGCUACAUCAAACAGACGUACCCCACCGUGGAGCCGGUGAGGCUGAAGCACUUGGUCCGCAGAGUCUUGAAGAACGGCUUGUUGAGCGGGACGCUGGUGAGGCCCGUCAACGCCACCAUCACCACGGGCGCAUUGGGGAAGUUCAGGCUUGCGCCAAAAGUUAAAGAGGUGAAGCCGAAAAGCGAGAACACUGAUCCAAACGGACAGAAGCCCAAAGCUGGAGCCAAGAAGACCCAGACAGAAGACGCCACCAAGAAGAAGCCAACAAAGGAAAAGGCAAAAUCUACAAAGAAGCCGAAGGCUCCAAAAACCACAAAGGAUGAGGCAGAUGUUCCUCCAGUAAAGAAGCCAAAAGCUAAGAAAGCGGAGGCGAAGGGAAGCGGUGCUGAAAGCUCCGAACCAACCAAAAAUAAGACUGCAAAGGCCAAAGGGGCAAAAACGGACAAGAAAACCCAAAACAAGGCUGCAACGUCAGGCAGUGAUGCCCCUGCAUCUAAAACUGCUGGCAAACGAGUGAAGAAGACAGUGUGAAAUGAGGAAUCUAUUUUAUUUUUUUAGAUUUGUUUACAAUAAAUGUGUAUUUUUUCAAAGUUUUGGUUUUUCUAUUUCCCAUUUUGAACGAACGGG
Molecule: messenger RNA, 1024 nt
Organism: Poeciliopsis prolifica (blackstripe livebearer)
Lineage: Eukaryota; Metazoa; Chordata; Actinopteri; Cyprinodontiformes; Poeciliidae
Product: protein B4
Exons: 5
Coding region: 200-928 (242 amino acids)
Biological process (GO): nucleosome assembly
Cellular component (GO): nucleosome
Molecular function (GO): DNA binding; structural constituent of chromatin
Source: RefSeq, a predicted model, not a curated record